Molecule: messenger RNA, 7719 nt
Organism: Triplophysa dalaica
Lineage: Eukaryota; Metazoa; Chordata; Actinopteri; Cypriniformes; Nemacheilidae
Product: phospholipid-transporting ATPase ABCA1
Biological process (GO): lipid transport; transmembrane transport
Cellular component (GO): membrane; intracellular membrane-bounded organelle
Molecular function (GO): ATP binding; ATP hydrolysis activity; ABC-type transporter activity
Source: RefSeq, a predicted model, not a curated record
GUAAAGACGAUCACAUGCAGGUUUGUGUAACGGGUUGCCGGUUGUCUUGUGUGUAGAUAAAGUACCUGUGUUUGGAUGAUAUUGAAGGGAAGCAUGAGAAGCUGACAGGCAGAUCUGCUACAGUUACGACACAGGGGUAACUGGUUGAUUAUUCCCAUAGAAACAUUUGAAGCUGAUAAUGGGUCUCCUGACACAACUACAACUGUUACUGUGGAAAAACUUUACCCUGCGGAGAAGACAGAAGGUGCGGUUGCUGGUGGAGUUAAUUUGGCCUCUGUUUCUGUUCUUCAUUCUUGUGGCGGUCAGAUCCACCAAUGAACCUGCUUACAAAAGCCAGUGUCACUACCCCAAUAAGCCCCUCCCCUCGGCAGGUGUGUUGCCAUGGCUACAGGGCAUGCUGUGUAAUAUACAGAACCCAUGUGUGGAUAAUCCCACGCCAGGUGAAGCACCAGGAGAGGUGAACAACUUCAAUGACUCAAUACUCACAAAGGUUUUGAUUGAGGUUCAGUCGCUCCUGGCAGACCCCGCCCUCCUUAGCAGCCUCAAACUGCUGUCCGGAGAUGUUGGCCAAUGGGCUUCCAUCCUGCAGAAUGCUAAUCCAGAGGGAGGUCAAUCCAUUCCACUGCGCAGUCUGCUAGGAAGCAACGAGACGUUUUCAGAAUAUCUGAUGAACAGCUUGUCCGUGCCAAACACAACAGCCGCAAACCUGAUGAGGGUGAAGGUUCGCCUCGGACAGAUCCCUGCGCUGUCAGGUGGGGGUGAUUUGCGCUCUGUGCUCUGCAGCGCAUCUGUUGACCGCAUCCUGGAGUUUAAUUCUGACUCUCAAAAAGAAGAGUUCAACAACGUCACAUGUUCAAUGACAGCCGAUCAACUUCGCACAACCUCACAGGUUUUCGCGCAGAACCUCGACAACAUGAAACUUUUAACAGCUCUUCCAUUAGCGCUGGAUCUGAACCGGUUCGAGGUGGCCACUCUUAUGGCUCAAACCAGCGGUCACAUCUUUCCGCUGUUGGCUGGGAUGUCUAGAUUCCAGACUUCAACACUGCUGAGUGUGGCAGAUAAUUUAGACUUCCAGUCGGAUCCAUUCGGUGGCUUCAGUUUGCUGAUGUGUGGAUCAGGCUUUAACUCGACGUCCAGCAACACCAGCAGAUCGGUCUUCAAAACUGAGUCACUCAACUCAAACCAGCAAAACACACGUGCUGCAACAGCUGAGAACUCCAACACGACCAACACCAACGGCAGUGAUUUCUGUAAAAAUCUAACGGACACACUGGAGAGUUCGUCCGCCAUGCGUCUGUUCUGGAGAACCUUCCGUCCCUUCUUGCAGGGAAAAAUCCUUUAUGCUCCUGACACAAACGUUACGCAGAGAAUCAUUUCAGAGGCCAACCAUACGUUUGACGCUCUGGCUAAAGUGGGCGAACUUGCCGAGGCGUGGCUUCAAAACAAAGCCGAGAUCUGGGAUUUCUUCAACAACAGCAUGCAGAUCAACACGCUGAGGGUUAUUUUGAAGAACCCUGUGUUUGCAGUAGUUCUCGACCAAUGGCUUGAGGGAAACAGGCUCUCCACAGCGCUAAUCUCCAACUUCCUGUUUAACGGUCCAGAUUCGGAGCGUCCUCCAGGAAUGGCACCGUUUGAUUGGAGGACCGUCUUCAAUGCCAUCACCCAGGUGGCAGAACCGCUCACUCAGAUUUUAAAGUGUUUUGAUCUGGAUAAGUUUGAAGGUGUCAGCAGCGAGCCUCUGCUGGUCGAACAUGCUCUGAAACUCUUGGCUCAGGACAGGUACUGGGCUGGAGUGGUUUUCACGGAUCUCUAUGCAAACGGUAAUGACCCCAGUGACCCCCAGCCACCGACACACAUCAAAUACAAGAUCCGCAUGGACAUUGAAGACACAGAGAGGACAGACAAAAUCAAGGAGAGGUCCUGGUACCCGUCAGCCCGUGACAACCCCUUUAAUGACCUGCGGUAUGUGAGAGGGGGGUUUGUGUACCUGCAGGACAUGUUGGAUCGUGGAAUCAUUCGGGUCCAGACCGGAAUCAGCCAACCACUUGGAGUAUACGCACAACAGAUGCCCUACCCAUGCUAUGUCGACGAUGUGUUCCUGCGGUCUCUGACGCGCUCCCUGCCUCUCUACAUGACCUUGGCCUGGAUCUUCUCGGUAGCGCUCAUAAUAAAGGGCGUGGUUCAGGAGAAGGAAGCGCGUCUGAAGGAGACCGUGAGGAUGAUGGGAUUGAAGAGCUCCAUCUACUGGCUGAGCUGGGCCAUCAGCAGCACGCUGCCCCUCAGCAUCAGCGCCGCCCUCCUCACUCUCAUUCUGAAGUAUGGAAAGGUUUUGAGAUACAGUGACCCUUCGGUGAUCUUUGUCUUUCUGCUGGUCUUCUGCGUGGCCACCGUCAUGCAGUGCUUUUUCAUAAGUGUGUUUUUCUCUCGGGCAAACCUGGCAGCCGCCUGUGGGGGUCUCAUCUAUUUCCUCCUCUACCUGCCUCAUGUCCUGUGCUACGCCUGGAGGGAUGUCAUGGGGUUCGGCACCAAGCUUGCCACGAGUCUGCUGUCAUGUGUGGCCUUUGGAUAUGGUUGUGAGAAUUUCGCCCGGUAUGAAGAGCAGGGCAUUGGAAUUCAGUGGAGCAACAUCUGGGUGAGUCCGCAGGAGAACGACCCCUAUUCCUUCAUCGUUUCCAUCUUCAUGAUGCUAUUAGACGCGCUGAUCUACUGGAUACUCACCUGGUACAUUGAGAACGUCUUCCCUGGGCAGUAUGGUAUUUCAAAGCCUUGGUAUUUUCCCUUUACUUCCUCAUUCUGGUGUGGAACUCCAGUGGGUUCUGAUGCAGAACCUGACCUUCUCAAAGAACUGGAGGAGCAGAAAGGAUACCUGGAGAAGCCUCCGGCAGACAUGAAAGUCGGCGUGUGUGUCCGUAACCUGGUGAAGGUGUAUAAGACAGGAAAUAAACUGGCUGUGGAUGGACUCAGUCUGGACUUCUAUCAGGAUCACAUCACAUCAUUUCUGGGACACAACGGUGCCGGAAAAACAACAACCAUGUCAAUUCUGACAGGCCUCUUUGGUCCUACCUCUGGUACAGCGUAUAUAAAUGGAUAUGACAUCCGCACAGACAUGGACACAAUCAGGAAACAUUUGGGAAUGUGUCCACAACACAAUGUCCUCUUCAACGAUUUGACAGUGGAGGAACACAUUUAUUUCUACUCCCGUCUGAAGGGGCGGAGCUCUAAAGAGGUGCAGACGGAAAUUGAUCAGUUGAUAAAUGAUGUGGGUCUGCCUCACAAACGCAAAGAUCUUGCCAAGAACCUCUCAGGUGGAAUGCAGAGGAAGUUGUCUGUUGCGAUAGCGUUUGUAGGUGGGUCCAAUGUUGUGAUUCUGGAUGAGCCCACUGCGGGAGUGGAUCCAUAUGCACGCAGAGGCAUCUGGGAAUUGCUGCUCAAAUAUAAACAAGGUCGCACUAUAAUCUUGUCUACCCAUCACAUGGAUGAGGCGGAUAUUCUGGGUGACCGCAUUGCCAUCAUCUCUCACGGCCGAGUCUGCUGCUGCGGUUCUUCUUUCUUCCUCAAGAAAACAUACGGCAGAGGAUAUUACCUCACCGUGGCGCGGGCCAAUCAGGAACAAGUGACAUCACAUUGCACCCCCACAUCUAAAGAGAGUGAUAAAUCAAGUGUCGACGAGGGAAUUUGUGGCGACAGCAUUAGCAGUCUGGACCCAUCAGAUUUGGCAGAUUUGACUAGGCUGGUGCGACGGCACGUGCCAGGGGUGGAGUUUCUGGAGGUCAUAGGUCAAGAACUUGUGUUUUUAUUGCCAUACACAAGUGCCACAGACGGCAGCUUCGCUUCACUUUUUAAAGAGUUGGACCUGGAGAAAAAAGCUCUGGGCAUCACCAGCUAUGGGAUUUCAGACACCAGCCUGGAAGAGAUCUUUCUAAAGGUGGCUAAAGAUACAGGUGUUGACGUGGGAUCUCAUGGUUUGGAACCAACUGAGGAUAAGAGUGUGACUCUUGAAGAAAAGCACAGAAGCCUCUCAAGGAUAUCAGGAAUACAGACCAUCAACUCUGCACUGGAAUGCAAAGAUGGCGACGCUGUAAAAAAUGACGUGAAAGUUCGGUUCACUAGUCGAGUGGAGGACACCCAGCGGCCCAUGUGUGUGAACGGAAAGGGGUCUUCUGUCAUCACAGGCUGGUCUUUGAUCAGACAGCAGUUUUUAGCUCUUUUUAUCAAACGCUUCCACCAUGCCCGCAGAAGCAGGAAAGGAAUCAUUGCUCAGGUGGUGAUGCCGGCGUUCUUUGUGUGUUUGGCUCUCAUCUUCUCUCUGAUUAUUCCUCCGUUUGUGGAAUAUCCCAAUCUGGAGCUUCAGCAAUGGAUGUACGGAGCGCCACAGAACACCUUCUACAGUUUUGAUGAUGCAGGAGUAGUUCAGGUGCAGAAGGUGACAAACGCUUUGCUUAGUUCUCCUGGAUUUGGAACACGAUGCAUGAGCAGCAACCCCAUCCCAAAAUACCCCUGUAAUCCGGCGGGAGGCACUGAUUGGAUGACUCCUGUGGUAGAUCCGUCUAUCACUGAGAUCUUUGAGAAGGGGAACUGGACCAUGAAGAAUCCAUCACCUGAGUGCCAAUGCAGCACUCCUCAACGCAGCAUCAUGCUUCCAGACUGCCCGCCCGGAGCCGGAGGCUUACCGCCACCUCAGAGAAUCCAAAACACCACGGACACCCUCCAGAACCUCACCGCACGAAAUAUGACUGACUUCCUGCUCAAAAACUACCAAAAGUCUGGCAAAACACGGUAUGGAGGAAUAUCUGUGGGAGGUGUGAACCCACAGGUCAAAAUGAACGAGUCUGAGAUUAUGGCCGUGAUCACUGACCUCAAAUCGGUUUUCAACAUCUCGCAGACCAACUUGACAGAUGGACUUUUUCAAGCUCUUCAGUUGAUUCUGGUUGAACUGGGUACAAGAGACAAUGUCAAGGUGUGGUUCUAUAACCAGGGCUGGCAUUCCCUCGUGUCAUUCCUGAACGUGGCAAAUAAUGGGAUUUUAAGAGGAAAUCUGCCCACGGGACACAGACCAGAGGAAUACGGAAUCACCACGUUUAACCACCCAUUGAAUAUGACUAAAGAACAGCUAUCAUUCGCGGCCAUGGCGACGACAUCUACGGACGUGGUGGUGGCGAUCUGCGUGAUCUUCGCCAUGUCCUUCAUCCCGGCCAGCUUCGUCCUCUUCCUCAUCCAGGAGCGUGUCAGUAAAGCCAAACACCUGCAGUUCGUCAGCGGGGUGAAUCCCACCAUCUACUGGCUGGCCAACUUCGCCUGGGACAUGUGUAAUUAUAUCGUCCCAUGUAUCAUUGUCAUUGUCAUAUUCCUGUGUUUCCAACAAAAAGCCUACGUCUCUCCUCCUAACCUCCCCGCCCUCAUCCUGCUGCUGGUGCUGUACGGAUGGUCCAUCACUCCGAUGAUGUAUCCUGCCUCUUUCGUGUUCAGUGUCCCUAGCACAGCCUAUGUGGUCCUUACCUGCAUUAACCUCUUCAUUGGUAUUAAUGGCAGUGUGGCCACAUUUGUCAUGGAGCUGUUCGACGACCCGAAAAUAACACGUAUCAAUGACAUAGUGAAGCAGGCUCUGCUGGUGUUUCCUCAUUUCUGCCUGGGCCGAGGGCUCAUGGACAUGGCCAAAAACCAAGCCAUUGGGACCCUCUACAAAAAUCUGGGUGAGGACCGCUUUGAAGAUCCGCUCAGUUGGGAUAUGGUGGGCAAGAAUCUGUUUGCCAUGGCCAUCCAGGGAGCCGUAAUGUUCACCCUGACUCUGCUCCUUCAAUACAAGUUCUUCUGCAAGCCUUUGUCAGUAAAGGCAUUACCAACAUCUACAGCGAAAGAGGAUGAAGAUGUCGCUCGCGAGCGUGAACGUGUCCACAAGGGUGGAGCUCAGAACGACAUGCUCCGAAUUUGUGACCUCACUAAGAUGUACCGGAUGAAGCUCACUCCAGCCGUGGACAAAAUCUGUGUCGGCGUUCCUGCUGCAGAAUGUUUUGGUUUGCUGGGGAUCAAUGGAGCAGGAAAAACGACAACAUUUAAAAUGCUAACCGGAGACAUCAGUCCGACAGGAGGUGACUUCCUGAAUGGAAACAGCAUCCGUACUGAAAUGCAGUUGGUUCAGCAGAAUAUGGGAUAUUGUCCUCAGUUUGAUGCCAUAGACGACCUUCUGACGGGACGUGAGCACUUGGAGUUCUACGCUCGACUACGAGGCGUUCCGGAAAAAGAGGUCGCCAUGGUGGCUGAGUGGGGCAUUCAAAAGCUUGGCCUCGUGAAAUACUCUGAGAAAUCUGCUGGAACCUACAGUGGUGGGAACAAACGCAAACUGUCCACCUCAAUGGCGUUGAUUGGCUGUCCUCCUCUGGUCUUCCUCGAUGAACCCACCACAGGUAUGGACCCAAAAGCCAGGCGUUUUCUCUGGGACUGUAUCCUUAGUGUCAUCAAAGAGGGGAGAUCUGUUAUACUCACCUCACACAGUAUGGAGGAAUGUGAAGCGUUGUGCACUCGCAUGGCCAUCAUGGUGAAUGGCCAGUUUAAAUGUCUGGGCAGCAUUCAGCACCUUAAGAGCAGGUUCGGAGAGGGUUAUACAGUUAUCGUGCGGGUCUGCGCAGAUCAGACCGAUCUGGCCGUGGUGGAGACGUUUAUGCGGGACACGUUUGCCGGGAGCGUUUUGAAAGAGAAGCAUCACAACACGCUGCAGUAUCAGAUACCGCAGGAAGAGGGUGCUCUUGCAAACAUCUUCAGCCAGCUCAACAAACACCAGCACACUCUGGGUGUGGAGGACUACUCGGUGUCUCAAACUACACUAGACCAGGUGUUUGUAAGUUUUGCACGGCAGCAGCGUGAUGAGGAGGACGGAGGAUAUGAAAAUGAUGUGGAUAUGAGUGAUGAGAUGCAAACAUCUGCAACUUGAUUCAAACCAGCAUGGGCUGCUACAUGCACUUUAAAUCAUUUAUUUAUUUAUUUAGGUUAGUUUCAGAAUCUACAUGAAUGUCAACAUUAGAUUGAAUGAUUUUGUUCAAAACAUCUCAUACAGGAAUAGAGCCAUCCAGAAAAACUCAGGGGUAUUUUUUAGGAAAUAUUUUAACAGAUAUUUAGACGAAGGUUAUUUUUAUGAAAGAUUCAAAUGUUUAACAUUAAUUUCUCCAUAUACAUUUAAUAUUUUUGCUAAAUUGUAAGAGAAAAAUAAGCGGUACUGUAAUGGUAAUGUUUGGACAAACCUUUCUUGUAGACACAUUUAAACUGGGUAUAUCUAAUAUAUGAAAUACUUCACAAUACUAUUUUAACUUAAAACAUUUAAAGGAUUGAGUUGAUGCAAAAAGUCUGAGCAUCACUUACAUAUUACAUUUAAUUACAUUACACCUUUAAACUAAAGAUUUGUUUGCUUUAACGGUUCUCGACUGGUUUUGGUUCUGAUGUGAUACAGUACAAAACCUGAACUAUUUAAAAUAUUUUGUGUGGUAAUUAUUCACAGACUAUGUUCAUGUGGACUGAUGUCAGAUUGUGCUCAUGAGAGUGAGGUCGUAUAUGCAUUAAGAAAUAAAAAUAACAUUCAUACCUCACAGCAAAAACAGAUCUCGGCACUUACCAGCUCUCAAUCCUGUUGUUUACUCUGCAUUUGUUUUCAUUCCCAAGUCUCUGUGUAUCUGCUACUGAGAUAUUAGUUCUGCUCUUUGCUUUAUGAACACAUUAAACGUAUGCACACUC